GGCGGGGCACAGGGUGCGGGGGCGGCGCGGUCGCCUUAGCCGUCGCCCAGCUCGUGAUGUGGGAUUUCACCGCUUUCAACUUUUAUCCCGUGAACUUCACCGCUCUGGGCAGCAACAUCUUCAUCGCGAGCAACAGGCACCCCGGCACCAUGGUGUACGACACGGAGACGGGCGGGCUGGCCAUCGGCCCUCUCCUCCCGGACCCGCUGCUCGGCGGCACCCGCGUCUUCGCGGCCACCGGCGACACGCAGCAGCUGUACGCGCUGAAGUACAGAAUCUGUGACAUGCAGCAGGCCUUCGAGGUGAUGUCCACGGCCUGCGUCGAGGAUUGGCAUCCCACCUCUUUCCCAAACCCAAGCCAGGACUGGUCGUGGGCAACCGUCCCGUCGCCACCGCCAUUCCCCAAGGAUUCCCUGAUCACCGCCUACGCCAUGCACCCGGACGGACGCACUCUCUUCGUGUCUUGUGGAAGCAACCACGACACACACCACCACCACACCUACUCCUUCGACACCAAGAACCAUAAAUGGAGGUCUCAUGGCGACUGGGCGUUGCCUUUCCAAAAUCAGGGCUACUUCGACGGCGAGCUGGACGCGUGGGUCGGCCUUCGCAAGGACGGCUACGUCUGCGCCUGCCGGGUGCCGUCCCGCAGCAGAACGCUCGCCGCGCAGCCGGACUGGAAGAUGGCAAAGGAGGAGCUCUUCCUCGAGCACCCGGGGAGCAUGGGUGCCACCCUCACGCACAUGGGGAACGCCAGGUUUUGCCUUGUGGAGACGGAGGAACUGGAGUUUGACGGCUUCAUGCUCUAUAUCACCAUUUUUGGUCUCAAGUACAACCAUGAGGGAGAGCUGCAACCCACCGCCCGUCGCACCACCAAAUCAUGUCGACUGCAUAGGAAUCUCCUGCAGUUUUCGCCUGUGGCGUUCUGGUUAUAGCUUGGAAAUGGCUGUUUGGCUUGGUUGUAUGUAAUGCAUCUAUGUCCUUCUCAUGGAUGUAAAUAUUGAUUUGUCGCAAUAAAGAAAAUUCUUCUCUUGCCCA
Molecule: messenger RNA, 1038 nt
Organism: Triticum dicoccoides
Lineage: Eukaryota; Viridiplantae; Streptophyta; Magnoliopsida; Poales; Poaceae
Exons: 1
Coding region: 57-935 (292 amino acids)
Source: RefSeq, a predicted model, not a curated record